AUGGCUAAGCAGAACGGACAGAAAUUCUCCACAAAAGAUAAGGAUAACGAUAAAAGUGGUAAAGAUUGUGCAGUCUUCUUCAAGGGAGCCUGGUGGUAUAAUAAUUGUCACCAAAGCAACCUAAAUGGCCUCUAUCUGAAAGUAAAAAGACCAACUGACUGUGGUGACCUAGACAAAUCAACUAGCAAAAGUGGAAUUUACAAGAUCUUCCCGGAUAAAUUGUCUUGUUUCAAGGCUUUCUGUGAAAUGGAGAAACAUGGCGGGGGCUGGACUGUUUUUCAACGUAGAAUGAAUGGUGAGACAAACUUCUAUAGAGAAUGGAACGCUUAUAAGCAAGGAUUUGGUGACCAGAGUCAAGAAUUUUGGUUGGGUAACGACUAUCUGCAUCUUCUGACCUCUCAAGGACACUACAGCUUGCGGAUUGAUAUGGAAGACUUCGAAAACCGCCAAACUUAUGCAGUUUAUGACCACUUCAGCGUUGGUAGUGAAAGUUCUGGUUACAUUUUGAGUGUUAGUGAUUAUUCUGGUUAUGCAGGAGAUUCGAUGGCUUUUCAGAACGGACAGAAAUUCUCCACAAAAGAUAGGGAUAACGAUAAAAGUAGUACUGAUUGUGCAGUCGUCUACAAGGGAGCUUGGUGGUAUAAUGCAUGUCACUUUAGCAACCUUAAUGGCCUCUAUCUGAAAGGAAACCAUACUUCAUUUGCUGAUGGCGUCAUUUGGGAAACCUGGAAGGGCUAUUACUACUCACUGAAAGAAACAAUCAUGAUGAUCCGCAAAGUCUAGAUAGAUGAAUCUAGAUUAUGAACAAUAAAUAACGCAUAUUCUCAUUGUCAUUUUUUAUUAUUGUUUUACAUAAUAUUGUGGGAUCCAGUAUGUCUUAGUCAUUCAUUGGAUUUCGUUUUUGUAGGCUUUUUUCCUCGUACAAUAUUUUUAGGGUUAUUGUUGGUUCCUUAUUGCCAUGUUUUGAUCGGAUUAUUACGGUAAAUUAACAUGGCCCUAACAUUCCGUAGUA
Molecule: messenger RNA, 1012 nt
Organism: Mytilus trossulus (common blue mussel)
Lineage: Eukaryota; Metazoa; Mollusca; Bivalvia; Mytilida; Mytilidae
Product: ryncolin-2-like
Exons: 5
Coding region: 1-783 (260 amino acids)
Source: RefSeq, a predicted model, not a curated record